Messenger RNA from Lecanosticta acicola, 1113 nucleotides. The record is from the annotation of a GenBank genome assembly. Lineage: Eukaryota; Fungi; Ascomycota; Dothideomycetes; Mycosphaerellales; Mycosphaerellaceae.
AUGGGCCUGGAAGCGAUCUACGUGGUCCGGCACGGCGUAAGUACUCCUUCGAUGUUCGCGACGUAUUUUCGGCGGCAAGAAGACGGGGAGUAAUCAUGCAAUUCCACGCAUGGGACGAGAUCCAACUUGCCGUCUUCGGAAGGACUGCACGGGGCAAUAAGUAUACACGAAGUAGGACUCUUUCCUAUCUGGGAAGAAGCGCUGCCGCACUGUAGCGACUGCACUGUCCUUCUGUAUACUUUGAUCCUGUACGACCAGCAACAUCAAGAUUCUUUGACUAACCUCGAUGAAUAGUUCCGGUCAAAUUGGACCGUCGACCCAAAGACCGGCGAAUACGCAUCCAGCGUCCCAUCUCCGACUGGAAUCGUCGCGGAUCCCGCGCUGGCUGGCUAUGGAGUGAAGCAAGCAGAACAACUCGGAGAGCACCUUCUUAAGGUCGAUCCUCCCGUUGAUCUCAUCUACAGCUCGCCGUUCUACCGCUGCCUGCAAACGCUGCUUCCCUUCGUGAAGGCGCAAGUUGAGCGUAAAGGCAAGGACAAAGUCAUAGUCAACGUCGAGCCUGGCGUAGGCGAGUUCUACGGCCUUGCACGCUUCGAUCAUCCGUCACCCGCUCCAAUCGACGAACUCAACAAGCACUUCGACCACCUGCAGAUAGUCGAGCCGCCGACAAUUGUUCCAUCGACUAAGGGUGAGAGCAUACCUCAGCUGCACGAUCGGCUCGCCUACUGCCUUCAGCACAUCAUCGCUCGCGCCGAUGCCGACCCAACCGGACCCAAAGCGCUUCUCAUUUGCACGCACGCUGCCGCUAUGAUCGCCAUCGGGCGUGCUCUGACGGGUCGCAUGCCAGAGGACGAAGGUGAGGAGGACUUCAAAUGCUUCACGUGCAGCUCCAGCAAAUUCGUGCGGCGGAAGCAGGGACUCGCUACUGCGACGAAUGGCGCCAUCAACGGCGAGGUAAAUGGUACAAACCUCAAUUCAGAGUGGAAGCCUGACUCGCCCGAUCAAAUUCCCAACAUCGCUUGGCGAGAUGGCCACGGUGUCGGCGGUGGAUGGGACUGCGAGAUCAACGGCGACUGCUCAUUCCUUGACGGUGGCGAAGAGAGAGGCUGGUAA